Molecule: messenger RNA, 1117 nt
Organism: Aspergillus versicolor CBS 583.65
Lineage: Eukaryota; Fungi; Ascomycota; Eurotiomycetes; Eurotiales; Aspergillaceae
Exons: 1
Coding region: 264-722 (152 amino acids)
Source: RefSeq, a predicted model, not a curated record
UCCAGAGGCCAGACAAAUGGACCGAUGCCUGGGAGGUUCUUGGACAAGCUCCAGUCUUCCUUUGGGUCUCUAGCUUACGCGUAUCGAUGCGAGGUACCAUGAGCUUGACUACAAAAGAUCGUCGGGGCGGUCGAUAUCAAGUAUAAAUACUGCGAGCGUCUCCCACGGUAUAGACUACAAACCCCGUCCCUCCGUCCACCCUCUUAGUUCCUAUACCAAAUUGAACACUUCUCCUGUCAGGCCUAGACUCAGCCAAAGCAACCAUGCAGCUCAUCCCUGCCGGACUUCUCACCCUCCUGGUACACCUAGCUCUGGCCCUGGCCCAGCCGGUGCGAAGCCCAGCCGAAUCAAGCCCAGAACUAUGCACGAGAGCAACGAAGGAGGAGUCCGGAAGCUGCAUGCCCAAUGCCGCCGCUCCAAUGAUGGAAAUGGCGCACGAGCGGAAAUGGAUUCUUAGGAACUCGCACCAGCAGCCGUCCAACGAUGCUGCUAUCGAGCAGGUAGAGCCAUCGAUCCAACCAAUCCUCCCCCCUUCUCCAACUGCAAUUGGCACUGUAACAUCGUCGCCGGUUCCAAUUACGACCAGUACUUGUACUGAUUCGACUUCCACUCGUUCUCCAUCUCCCACGCCGACCGAUUAUGGUGACUACUCGGACUACGGAAAUUAUGGCGACUAUGCAAGCUACGGCGAGUACGAUGAUGAAGUUGUUGGCGAAAACUGAAAUGGAUAGCCUGGCAGUAUGAAACGAACAGGGUAUCAGCUGGAGUGGAAUGCGGGGUGGCAGCCAGAUUGAUCGUUAUGUUGUCUCAUUUGAUAUCAACGUGUAUGCAGACAAAUACACCAUGCAAAUGUCUCAUUUCCAGUGGAACAGCUCAUAAGACCAUAUCCAUGCAUACUAUGCAAGGAAGCUGCAUAGAAACAGCCAGUCUGGCAAUAAGUUAGUUAUCAUACUGGGGUAGAUGAAGGACAUUAGCAGCCCACGUUCUAGAACAGAACCACGUUCGCUAUUCAUGGCCCAUAGACAGUACAACAUUGGAAGCAAGGUGUUUAUCAGCAGAUCCCGCCCUGUCCAUCCCUCGCUGUCCUACCUGACGCCGUGACAUUCUGCCAUCUGGC